Messenger RNA from Ostreococcus tauri, 902 nucleotides. RefSeq names its product unnamed product. Lineage: Eukaryota; Viridiplantae; Chlorophyta; Mamiellophyceae; Mamiellales; Bathycoccaceae. The annotation marks the transcript as partial. The record is from RefSeq and is a predicted model, not a curated record. The transcript has a single exon.
GGCUCGCGAAGGAGAGAGCGGAGAAUGAACAGUCCUCGGUGAAUUGGCGAAACAUAGAAGAAAGUCCCCCGUCGGUGCUCAAGGAAAGAUCGGCGUCCGUGUCCUCGGAGACUCUUGACUCGAACAUCUAUGAUAUCGAGGAUCGCAAGAUCCAGAUCGAUCUUUCACGCGGAUGCGGCUUUCAGCUGCUUUCAGCUAUUGCAAACUUACAACGCGAACGCGGCGGUCAUAGCGAGGGAGCACGAGACGAGCAUUCUUCGGUCAACACUACGGCGUUGCCCGAUGCAGAUGACGAUGAGCCCGAGUGGGCUUCCGAAGUGGUGCCAAAGAAGCCCAUGGAUCAUAGCGACAUGAUCAUGCCGCAGUUUUCGGAGCAAGCGCGAGUUGACGCCUCCGAGAGUGAUUUAGAUGAGGCAUCGAUGCAACUACCUGUGCAGUCGCGCUUGGCUUCCGCUUGGUCGCAAGUACCGCAAGCGGUGCACUCGUCUGAAGGCGUCCCUCCGGUGCGAGUCCGGGCCCAACCGCGGAUGACUGAGUUCGCGAAACCUGAGCGAUUGAUCCCUCAUUGGGAUCGCGAAAUCUUCACAGCUGAAGUCGAGCCGGACUGGUCCGCUCUUGACUGGGUCGUUCGAGCGACGGAGAGAAUGGACGCGAUUCAUUUGGAGGCGUGCGCGUCUGGCGUGAACUGCGGUCACGUUCUCGGCGUCGACAUCGAGCAAUUGAGUUUUGGUCAGCUCGACGCCCUGGAAGAAGUACAUCGCGAACUACUCGCGCGUAUCACCGACGCUCGCGUCGCGCUGGCGCGGCGUCAAGAACGCGCCGCAGUGAUGGAAGAGAUGGCCAUCGCUGAAGCUCAGAAAGGCUUCAAGAUGCUCUCCGAGUUUGAGAAGCCGCUGCGAUGA